CCAGAGAUUAUGCAAGAAGUGUUGAAGCGCAACCCAGCCAAGGAAGUGCAAGACAAGAACAAGGCAUUGCGCAUGGCCCCCUACCGACCACAUCCCCGCGGCAACUUUGGCGGUGGCUGGGGCAGUAGCCGGGGAGGCCCGAGCCAGCGUGGAGGCGGCGAGGGCAGAGCCGGCUAUCAGUCUGCAGGAGGCGCCACUACUGGCAGUGACAGUGAGUCUGGCCGUGGUGGCCGUGGUGGUCGCGGUCGUGGAGGUUUCCGCGGAGAUCGUGGAGGCCGUGGCCGAGGCCGUGGCGGCGAGCGCGGCGGCAAGGCUGAAGGGGCAGCUGGCGGCGACUCUUAGAUGGAACCGACCACGCCUGCUGAUGAUGGCUCCAAGCCCAGUCGUAGCGACAGCCCGAUGUGCAAGACCAACGACUCGGUAAAGCCAGAAAUCAAUGGCUCCAAAGGAGCAACCAAGCAACAUCGCCAACCCUAUUGGAAGCGGUACAAAUCGAACAAGAAGACAGCCGUUGGAGGCAGCAACAAGUGAAGCGGCGUGAACUUAGCUCGCAGACCGUCGCACGAGCCACCAAGCGGGCAACCUCUGUAAAGCUCUUGCUAUUUCUGGAGAAUGGGACGAUGGCGCUGCCGGAACGCAGCAUUGUUGUGCUUUGAUAUACCACCCAGCCUACUUGCAUUUUACUAGCGGGCAAGCGAAGUUAGUUCUCUUUUGUAAAAGUAGUAGGUGCAACAGAGCGCGAAUGGAAGGCAAGGCGGCGAUGGAAAGGUAGAGCUAUGGCACACGCGGCCAUGCUGCGCACUACUGCCAGCGCUCCAGCGAGCGGUCCUGACUGGACGGCAAAACAUGAGAAAGGCCGAUGCGCCCUGCGAGGCAAUUGUGGCAAGCAGGGCUUCUUUGGCAGCGAGCUGCCAUGUCCAGAUAAUGGUCUGGCAGAAGAGCCGGAAGAGAAGCUACGGGAUAAGCUGGUGUCUCUAUGCGGAGACGAAUGGAAAGACACCAAUGUGUGCUGUCGAGAGGAGCAGCUGGAUACCUUGAAGAGCAACCUGGACAAGGCCAACAGCAUACUGUCAUCCUGUGGAGCUUGCAAGAAGAACUUUUAUGAUCUUUUCUGCACCUUCACCUGCUCUCCGGAUCAAUCAGUCUUUGUCAAUGUCACAGACACCGCUGCGAAAGGAGACAAGUUCCUAGUCACCGAAGUGGACCAGCUAAUCAGCGAUAAGUAUGGAGAGGGCUUUUACGACAGUUGCAAGGAGGUGAAAUUCGGAGCUACUGGUGGCAAAGCGAUGGACUUCAUUGGAGGUGGCGCGAAGAACUACACCCAGAUGUUGAAAUACCAGGGCGACAAGAAGCCCUUCCUCGGAAGCCCAUUUCAGAUCAACUUUCCUCGACCAAGCGAAGGCUUUCCUGGAAUGGACACUAUCCUGGAUACUCCCAUACCUUGCAACACCACGGACGAGCAAUACAGAUGUGCAUGCGUAGACUGCCCCGGAUCGUGCCCAGAACUACCAGAAGUGACAUCAACAGAAGAGUGUCACGUUGGUCUGAUGCCUUGUCUAAGCUUCGCUGUCGUCCUUAUCUAUUCGGUGUUUGUGGUUCUGCUGGUCCUUGCCAUCUCUGGUCACGUCGCUGCCGCAAAGCGAAGGAGAAGCAAGAACGAACAACUACAAUUAUUGCAAGAUGAUUCACCGAGUGACGAUGAAGAUGAAGGGGAUAUGGUGCACAGUGCUGGGAUGCUGGACAGACCAACCAAGCAGUACGCCGUCAACACCUACUGCGACCGCAUCUUCAGCCACCUCGGACGCGUCUGCGCACAGUUCCCGGCCAUUACCAUCUCGACAUCUGUUGUUAUUGUUGGACUACUAUGCAUUGGAUGGGCAAGGUUUGAUGUCGAGACCGAUCCAGUCAAGCUAUGGGUUGCUCCAGACUCGAACGCGGCGAUCGAAAAGCAAUUCUUCGAUGAUCACUUUGGCCCAUUCUUCCGCGCCGAGCAGGCUUUCCUCGUCAACGACCAGCACCCUGAAGGAAAUGGCCCAGUUCUAAGCUACAAUACUCUCGCCUGGUGGUUCGACGUUGAACGACGGAUUCGAGUCCAGAAGAGUCUGGGCAGUGGCUACACAUUGAAAGAUGUGUGCUAUAAUCCGACUGGCGAUGCCUGUGUCGUGCAAUCUAUCUCCGGUUGGUUCGCGCAGUCUGCACUUGAUCCUUCCACCUGGGACGAGCAGGUCAAGAAGUGCGCAGGCUCCCCUGGUGAUCCCGAGUGUCUGCCAGAAUUCAAGCUCCCGUUGUCAUCUGAAAGAGUACUUGGAGGCUACAACCGCACGUCGGAGCCUGCUACGAAUGCCUCUGCGCUCAUCACUACCUGGGUCGUACAAAACUUCAAUCCAGGUGAUCCUAACCUUAAAAAGGCGGAGGAAUGGGAAGAAAGCAUGAAGCGUCUUCUCAAGGACCUUCAAGGCGAAGCAAGAGAGCGUGGGCUUCGGCUGAGCUUCAAUACCGAAAUCUCCCUUGAGCAAGAGUUGAACAAGAACACCAAUACCGAUGCCAAGAUUGUCGUCAUCAGCUACAUCGUGAUGUUCAUCUACGCCUCGCUGGCGCUUGGAAGCACGACAGUCACGUUGGGCACCAUUCUCCGGAAUCCUCUCGGAGCUCUAGUCCAAAGCAAGUUCAUGCUAGGCAUUGUGGGCAUCUUGAUCGUUCUGUUGUCUGUAGCUGCAUCCGUUGGACUGUUUGCGGCUGCUGGUGUGAAAGCAACAUUGAUCAUUGCUGAAGUCAUACCUUUCCUGGUAUUGGCUGUCGGCGUUGACAAUAUCUUCCUCAUUGUACAUGAGUUCGAGAGAGUCAACAUCAGUCAUGCCGACGAGACCGUUGCUGACCGUGUUGCAAGAGCGCUGGGGCGGAUGGGGCCCUCCAUUCUGCUUUCAGCAUCAACAGAGACGGUGGCGUUCGCGCUCGGCGCUGCAGUGGGCAUGCCAGCCGUUCGCAACUUUGCUGCAUAUGCUGCAGGUGCAGUGUUCAUCAACGCUGUGCUGCAGGUGACAAUGUUCGUCUCGAUACUGGCCUUGAACCAGCAGAGGGUUGAGGAUGGGCGACUAGACUGCGUUCCUUGCCUGAAGGUUCAGCGCACGCGAGGCAACUAUAUGCCAAAUGGGUAUGGUGGUGCACCUUUCAGCGCCAUCGACGAAGAAGGAUCACUGGAAAGAUUCAUCAGAAAGCAUUAUGCUCCAACCAUCCUCGGCAACAAGACCAGGGUUGCCAUCAUCACAGUGUUCCUUGGGCUGUUUGCUGCAGGAGUCGCACUCCUACCUGAAGUGCCCUUGGGCCUUGAUCAACGCAUUGCAAUUCCUCAGGACAGCUAUCUUAUCGACUAUUUCAACGACCUGGACGCUUACUUUGAGCAAGGUGUUCCAGUCUACUUUGUGGUCAAGGAUCUGAAUGUGACGGCACGGAGCCACCAGCAAGAUCUCUGUGCGCGCUACACGACAUGCAACACUUUCUCGCUUGCCAACAUCCUCGAGCAAGAGCGCAAACGACCCGAGGUCUCCUACAUCAACGAUGCCACCGCUAGCUGGGUCGAUGAUUUCUUCCAAUGGCUGAACCCAGACGCUGGUGAGUGUUGCAUUGAUGGCUCCAAAGCUUGCUUCGCAGACCGGGAGCCACCUUGGAACAACCAACUACGCGGCUUCCCCGAGGGCGAAGAGUUUGUUUCGUAUGCCAAGCGAUGGCUAGUUGCGCCUACUGGGGAAGAAUGCCCUUAUGCCGGCAAGGCUCCAUACAGCGAUGCAGUCGUCAUUGACGAAAAGAAAUUGAAUGUGCCUGCCAGCCACUUCAGGACAGCGCACACGACGCUCAGAAGCCAGGACGACUUCAUCAAUGCCUACGCUUCUGCCAGAAGAAUAGCGAAAGACAUCAGUGAUCGGAACCAGAUAGAUGUCUUCCCUUACAGUAAAUUCUACAUCUUCUUCGACCAGUACGCGUCGAUUGUGCAUUUGUCUACGGCCUUGGUCGGAGCUGCUCUGGCAUUCAUCCUGGUCAUCUCCAGCUUACUCCUUGGCUCGAUCCAAACAGCCAUUGUCGUCACCAUCACUGUCAUCAUGAUCGUGGUCGACAUUGUAGGGACCAUGGCUAUAGCUGGUGUGUCCUUGAAUGCCGUCAGCCUGGUGAACAUCAUUAUUUGCGUCGGCAUUGGCGUGGAGUUCUGCGCCCACAUUGCCCGCGCCUUCACCAUUCCAUCGGCUUCGAUUCUAGAGCGCGCACAGAACAGGUUCCGUGGCAAGGACGCUCGCGCUUGGGCAGCACUGGUGAAUGUAGGCGGUAGCGUCUUCAGUGGCAUAACGAUCACGAAACUCCUGGGCGUAUUCGUGCUAGCAUUCACGCGAAGCAAAAUCUUUGAGAUAUACUAUUUCAGGGUUUGGCUGGCACUCGUGCUCUGGGCAGCAUUGCAUGCCUUGGUGUUCUUGCCUGUGGCCCUGAGUUUGUUUGGUGGCAGAGGCUACAUCGACCCUGAAAGCGAUGGUGGGCUGGAGCAAGAUCUCGCUUCCAGACGGUACCGUGCUCUAUUACCCGACGAGGAAUAUGAUAGCGAAGACUAUUAGUACGGGGACAUGAUUCGAGGCAUUUCCCCAAAGAGAACAAUCUACGAUAUAGAAGACAUUGUUGCAAACAUUAUUGAUGAUGAUGACGACCAGCAAAGCGUAACUCACGCAUCAUUAACAGAGAGUCGAGCCUUCGCAUAUGACGGUGGCGCUGCGAGUUCUUGCUAGGCAUCCUGGCUUGGAUGACAUGAGCUCGCCGGUUCCUCGACGACAGAGCGCGCUGUAUAUUUAGCACAGUUUGGGAUGGCGUGUCCUCCUUGUAUCCAUGUGUGGUUGCAACCGGGGUGGUCAAAGCGGGAAAAUGACUUCUGAUGCUGACAGGCGAGCCGCGAGAGGGGUUCAUACUCGUCUCGUGGGCAAGAGCGAGGCGAGGCGAGGCGAAAAUCGCUUGCAAUCGACGCGUGAGAUUUUGAAAAUAAUGCAGGCCUGACGAGCAGUGUUUCAUCCACUGCCGCUCAUGACAGCUCG
This is a messenger RNA of Pseudocercospora fijiensis CIRAD86, 5063 nucleotides long. RefSeq lists its product as uncharacterized. The transcript is spliced from 3 exons. Gene Ontology annotation, cellular component: membrane. The record is from RefSeq and is a predicted model, not a curated record. Bases 777 to 4595 code for a protein of 1272 amino acids. Lineage: Eukaryota; Fungi; Ascomycota; Dothideomycetes; Mycosphaerellales; Mycosphaerellaceae.